ACGUUUCUCUUCUUUUCUUCAAGUAUCCUUUUUUUUCCUUAUAAAAACAUAAUUGUCUUUUUCUCAUUUCAAGGUCUUUUCUCAAGCAAUGGUUGAAAGAAUUAUCUAUAUAUGAAGGUCUUUUCUCAUUUCAAGGUCUGUUGAGGAGAAUGGAAGGAAAUAAUAAGCAAAAUGAUUCUUCUUCUUCAUUUGUUUAUGAGCUUUUUGGCCCCAAAGAGACACACUCAUCUUCUUCUUUUGGAGUUCUUGGCUCUAUGUUUUCUUCUCAAUCCCCUAAUGUGUUAGGAAAAGAACCUGUCCUCUCUGAAGUGAGUGAAAAAACCAUCAAGGAAAGAUGGGACACUAUACUUGGAACACAUACACAUGGUGGCAUCUCCAAGGGCUAUGGGGGUGAAUUUCAAAAAACACAAACUAAAGAUAAGAUGAGUUCCAUCUAUCAAGAUCAAAGAAUUGAACCAUGUAAUCUCAGCUCAUCAAUAUUUUAUGGUGGCCAGGACAUAAUUAAUCAUGUUCAAAGCACACAAAAUGAAAGAAAGAACUUAUUGCCCAAGAAUGGUGGAGAAGAUGAUUUAGGUAUUGCUUCAAGAGGGGAUUGGUGGAAAGGGGGUCCCUAUUAUUAAAGUCGAUAUCAUUGUCAGCACUAUGCUUUAGAAGGUACACAGCAGGAUAUGGUGUAUCGGCCUUAUCAAUCAAAUUAUGUUGAUUAAGAACUAUAAUCAGUUAGAAUGUUAGAAUGUUAUGGAUAAAUAAUACUACUAUGAAUCUGCUAUUAAUCAUUUGUGUGUCUUAGUAUUGUCAUCUUUUUGAGUGGUCAAACUCUAAAUGUUAAAGUUAUUUAUUUUAUGGAAAAAAAACUCUUUUUA
Trifolium pratense (red clover) is the source of this 863-nucleotide messenger RNA. RefSeq lists its product as uncharacterized. NCBI's taxonomy places the organism in Eukaryota, Viridiplantae, Streptophyta, Magnoliopsida, Fabales, Fabaceae. The record is from RefSeq and is a predicted model, not a curated record. The coding region runs from base 150 to 620 and encodes 156 amino acids. The transcript has 6 exons.